UUCACCUUCAUUUCUCUUGUUUCUCCAUUUCAUAGACUAAAGCUACUAGCAACUGAAUUGCUCAUUUAGAUAAUUCUAGGAGUUAUCUUUUUGCGCCUUGAAUUUUUAUAUAAGCUUUUGCUGCAUCGUUUCUUUGUCUCUGAAAAGCUGUUUGGGUUCAAGGCCAAACAAGGUCUUGGUGUUUAUUCAUUGUAUAUUCAAGUGCAUGUUAUUUGAUAUAUUUAUCAUAUGUGCUGUAAACGAGCAUGUUUUUUCUGGUUAUAUUGAGAAUGCAUGUGUGUCUUUCUGGGUGCACUAAGAAUAGAUUUAACAUCGAUCACCUUCGUGCAAGAAAAACUUGACCGACAGAUAACAACGCCUUCUAAUUUCGCAAUACUUCUCCCUAUGUCCUGGACUAUUGUUAGUAUUUAGUUAUCUUUGGACACUAAAUAUAGUUGAACACUUUGUAUAGGAGAAUAACCACAAAUCAGAACCGUGCAAGGAGUAAUCUCCAAAGUUAGCAUUAUGACGUGGCACAUCUAUUCCCAUCUCUGACCUUUUCCUGUGGCUUGGUGUUAGAGCCUAGCCUCUUCUAUUUUAACUUCUGCCUCUCCCAAAUCCGGUUUCAGGCAUUCAUUUAAAGCCUUCCACUGCUUCUGGGUCCAACCUCUCUUUGGCUUUCAUCUGCUUCUAUUAGGUCGCAGAUCGAGAGCCGAAGACAGGUUAUCUUGAUAGCAUUAGAAGGCUUGAGCCAGACAACUCUUGUUAGCAACUGAGUGGCAUAUUUCGCUAGGUUUCACCACCAAGAAUAUCAAGAUGACAUUCUAUGGUACACAGGACAAGUGCAAGGCUUGUGACAAGACCGUUCAUUUCAUUGACCUCCUUACUGCGGAUGGCAUUCCCUACCACAAGUAUUGCUUCAAAUGCAGCCAUUGCAAAGGCACUCUUUCGAUGUGCAGCUACUCCUCCAUGGAUGGAGUUCUUUUCUGCAAGACUCAUUUUGAGCAGCUUUUCAAGGAAACAGGCAGCUUCAAGAAAAACUUCCCCACAUGCGCAAAGGCAAAUAAUGAGCAGUCUAAGGUCCCAAACAAGUAUGGCUCUGUGUUCUGUGGAACUCAGGACAAGUGUGCUGCCUGCAAGAAGACUGUGUACCCAUUGGAGAAGAUGACCUUGGAGGGCGAGCCCUACCACAAGACCUGCUUCAAGUGCGCUCACGGCGGCUGCAUCCUGACGACCGCAUCCUGCGCCUCCCUUAACGGGAUCCUAUACUGCCAGAACCACUUCUGGCAGCUGUUCAAGGAGACGGGCAGCUACAGCAACCUGCUCAAGCCCGCCUCGGCCAAGAACGCCGACGAGCCAGAGGCAGCCAAGGAAGAGGAGCAGGCGCCGGAAGCUGCCGAGGACCAGGAGAGCUCAUAAGAACUUAAACGUGUACAAGAACCUACAUACAUGUUCGUUCCCCACGCUGAUGUUGCUCUUGUGUAUUGCUGCUGCUGCCCAUCUUUUCUCUUAUCUCACAGAGGCACGCAGCGGCUGUUAUGCAUCUUACUGCCUUGGCUAUCGCAAUCCUGAAUUCUGUACCUCAUUGCCCGUGCCAUCGGUCCCGUGAAUGGUAGCAGAAUUUGCACGAGUUUGUUC
This is a messenger RNA of Triticum urartu, 1617 nucleotides long. RefSeq names its product LIM domain-containing protein PLIM2b. The record is from RefSeq and is a predicted model, not a curated record. NCBI's taxonomy places the organism in Eukaryota, Viridiplantae, Streptophyta, Magnoliopsida, Poales, Poaceae.